UGAGAGCUAUCAUGUCUGGAAGAGGUAAAGGAGGUAAGGGACUUGGAAAGGGAGGCGCCAAGCGUCAUCGCAAGGUCCUUCGUGAUAACAUCCAGGGUAUCACCAAGCCUGCAAUCCGCCGCCUGGCUCGCCGUGGUGGCGUGAAGCGUAUCUCUGGUCUGAUCUACGAGGAGACCCGCGGUGUGCUCAAGGUGUUCCUGGAGAACGUGAUACGUGAUUCCGUUACCUACACCGAGCACGCCAAGAGGAAGACCGUGACUGCCAUGGAUGUGGUCUAUGCUCUGAAACGUCAGGGCCGCACUCUGUACGGAUUCGGCGGUUGAAGACUCUUCCACAAUACCCAACACAACGGCUCUUUUAAGAGCCACCCAACUUUUCUUCAAAGCGUUCUUCUGAUUACUGUAUGGAAAGGAUAGGGAAUAGGCUGGAGUCUGCUGUCCGGACGGCGGUUGAAGGUUGACUGAGUUUGGCUAUCGAAUUUUCCCCCAGGAGCCUAGUAUGAAAACUCGCCGUUGCGAGCAUCAGGAGUCAAUUCAGCA
Engraulis encrasicolus (European anchovy) is the source of this 539-nucleotide messenger RNA. Its product is annotated as histone H4-like. Lineage: Eukaryota; Metazoa; Chordata; Actinopteri; Clupeiformes; Engraulidae. The record is from RefSeq and is a predicted model, not a curated record. The coding region runs from base 12 to 323 and encodes 103 amino acids. The transcript has a single exon. Gene Ontology annotation, biological process: nucleosome assembly. Gene Ontology annotation, cellular component: nucleosome. Gene Ontology annotation, molecular function: structural constituent of chromatin; DNA binding; protein heterodimerization activity.